UCAUAAUAUUAUGGCUGCUCUCUCGUGUCCCCAGGAACUGGUCUUGCAACCAGUACUAGAACAAUUGGUCCCGGAACCAAUUGCUCAAGAACCUCUCCCUCGGGAGAUGAGUGCUUCAACUUGCCUCAAUAUAAAAGCUGCAAGUGAAGAAUUGAAACCAACAAAGGAAAACCUGAGAAAUGUGCUAGUGAUGGAGAAAAUAAGGGUUCGAGAAAAUGAAAUGGACAAACUAGCACAGAAAGAAAGAAAUAAUCGUGAACUGAGACAUGUGCAUCUCAGGGAAACGAUAAGAAACCAAGAGAAGGAAACACAGGAGCAAAUACGGAGACAAACGGAACAGAGAUCGAAGGAAAAAGAACGAUGGAUGUCUCUAGAAAAAGAAGCUGAAGAGGAAAAUAAAAGAGAAAUCAUUAAGCGCAAAGAAAGAAACAUGCUGCUUAAUGAUGAAUUAAAAGCUCAGAGAGAAGAGAGACUGAAAGAGAAGGAAAGAUCGAUAUCUCUGGAGAAAGGAGCUCUGAAGGAAAAUAAUGGAGUAAUUAUGAAGAACAAACAAAAGAAUCUUCUUAGUAACAUGGAAACCGAAAAACAAAAGAAGAUAAAGAAGAAGGAAGAAGAAAGAAGAAUGAAAGAGAAAGCUAAGAAGAAGAUGACUUCGCCUUACUGUAAGGUUGUCGAAAGACUUGACCAAGUCUUUAAUAUGAAGGAGCCGGACAGCAGGAUGGUGCAAAAGGCGCCACCGCGUAUUGAAGAUUUCCAGCUCCAAUCAAUACUUGGCAAGGGAUCAUUCGGAAAAGUCUACAAGGCGCAACACAGAGAGACCGGAGAGACUAUUGCGCUUAAGACUUUGGCUUUGUGUGAAAUGAACGACAAGAGCACAUUUACAUGCCUUGCAUUAGAACAGCGUACCCUCCGGCUGGUAAGCGAGAGGCAAUGUCCUUUCCUUACCAGCUUAGUCUGCUCCUUCCAGACUGAGCACUACAUGUGUCUUGGGAUGGAGUAUGCAGAAGGAGGAGCCUUAAUCUCAUACCUGGUUAAAGGAGGAUUACCGCUUGAGAGAGUUAGAUUCUAUUCGGCUUGCAUAGUCCUGGGCCUGCAGUUCCUACACGAGCAUAACAUCGCUCAUAGAGAUCUAAAACCGGCGAAUGUGUUAGUGUGCAGCGACGGCUAUGCGAAACUCGCAGACUUCGGCCUCUGUCGAGAAGGAAUGGCGUUUCACAACAUAUGCGUAUACAGAUGCGGCACUCUCCCCUACAUGGCCCCGGAACUACUCAGGAGCCACUACACCAGAUCUGUAGACUGGUGGGCACUGGGAGUGGUCAUGUAUAACCUGCUCACGGGAUGUGCACCAUUUCAUGGAGCAAAUGUGAAGGAAUUACUUACAGAUAUAAUGGAUAAGGAGCUAGAGUUUCCUAUUGAUAUCACUGAGGAUACUCAUAGUACACUAGCAGGGCUCUUAGAGAAAAACCCCCGGUAUCGCCUUGGCUCAGGAAGAAAUGGCACCGAGGAUGUAAAGAACAGCCCUUUCUUUCAGGGAUUAGACUGGGAGGCUCUGGAGAAGAAACAAAUCCAGGCCCCAUUCAUUCCUGAAAGAAGAACAACUAAAGACCCUGAAAAUAGCCUUGAAUUAGAUCCGGUUGAUGACGCAACACCGCUAAAGAAAGAAGCCCAGUGGGCCGUAGAAGAUCUGUUCUACGCUAGGACGCCAUCAUCAGAUUCGGAAACAUAAGUAUCUAGAAAUGUAGAAAUGUAUAGGAAAAACCAAUGGGUAGGCUACCAUUGGGGAGCUACAGAAACACUGGCUGGCUUGUGAGGAACAGGACCUCCAACAGGGCGGGAUGGGAUGGAUGGAGGUCGUUCCUCACGCCACAACAUGAUAGGAGGAGUGGAGCAGCCUGAGCCUCGGCUGUAUUGUCGGUAGGAGGAGUGGAGCAGCCCGAGCCUCGGCUGUAUUGUCGGUAGGAGGAGUGGAGCAGCCCAAGCCUCGGCUGUAUUGUCUGUAGGAGGAGUGGAGCAGCCCAAGCCUCGGCUGUAUUGUCUGUAGGAGGAGUGGAGCAGCCUGGGCCUCGGCUGAAUUGACGCUAGGAGGAGUGGAGCAGCCCGAGCCUCGGCUGUAUUGUCUGUAGAAGGGGUGGAGCAGCCCGGGCCUCGGCUGUAUUGUCUGUAGGAGGAGUGGAGCAGCCCGAGCCUCGGCUGUAUUGUCGGUAGGAGGAGUGGAGCAGCCCGAGCCUCGGCUGUAUUGUCUGUAGGAGGAGUGGAGCAGCCCGAGCCUCGGCUGUAUUGUCGGUAGGAGGAGUGGAGCAGCCCGAGCCUCGGCUGUAUUGUCGACAGGAGGAGUGGAGAAACUUACAGUUUGAGUGGAGAAACUUACAGUUACAAUAAAAAUAAACUUGUAAAUAAAUGUAAAAUAUUGUA
Messenger RNA from Xenopus tropicalis (tropical clawed frog), 2412 nucleotides. RefSeq names its product serine/threonine-protein kinase N1-like. The coding region runs from base 11 to 1726 and encodes 571 amino acids. The transcript has 12 exons. Lineage: Eukaryota; Metazoa; Chordata; Amphibia; Anura; Pipidae. Gene Ontology annotation, molecular function: nucleotide binding; protein serine/threonine kinase activity; protein kinase activity. The record is from RefSeq and is a predicted model, not a curated record.